AUGAAGUUCAACAACGCCGUGAACAUCGCAACUGUUGCUUGCCUUAGUGUUUCUCCCACCCUCGCCCUCGUGACGUCUUGCUUCGAUGCCGUCGACUCUAUUAGCAAAAUCCCCGGUCACUUCAUCCAAAAUGUUCAACUGAACGCCUGCCCAGCCGGCUGCUCACCAAACAUCGACCAGUGGAACAGCGAUGUGAAGGAAGAAAUUCUCAACGAAUUGAUGGAGGAUGGUAUCGGCUACACUGGAAUCAACGAUGAGGCAGCACAGAAAGCAUUUGUCAAAGCUAUUGAUGACCUAUACACCACCGUCGUGUCCAAGUGCCAGAAAGAAUCCGAUGGUCUGAACCUUUGUGAUGAUGAAGACAAGGUACAACCUUUCUUGGACUGCGUUAACAGCAACGCAAGAACUGCCGUUCUCAAAGGGGUGCCCGGAUUGCUUCCCUACAUUACGAAUGACAGGUGCCAGAAAGUGGACGAAUACCUGAACAGCGAUCAGUUGUGGAAGGAUGACUUCCCGGAACACUUCAAGUCAUAUGUCGACAAAUGCCAUGACAUUUGA
Molecule: messenger RNA, 558 nt
Organism: Aspergillus welwitschiae
Lineage: Eukaryota; Fungi; Ascomycota; Eurotiomycetes; Eurotiales; Aspergillaceae
Exons: 1
Coding region: 1-558 (185 amino acids)
Source: RefSeq, a predicted model, not a curated record